Drosophila teissieri is the source of this 370-nucleotide messenger RNA. RefSeq names its product immune-induced peptide 18 (gene IM18). The record is from RefSeq and is a predicted model, not a curated record. NCBI's taxonomy places the organism in Eukaryota, Metazoa, Arthropoda, Insecta, Diptera, Drosophilidae. The transcript has a single exon. The coding region runs from base 126 to 326 and encodes 66 amino acids.
UAUCAGCGAAUAGCGAAAUCCCCUCGGGUGCUUCCCAAUCCCAGGGGCUCUAGUAUGUAUACGCGGCGUAUAAAAACAAACACUUGCUGGAGGCUGGCAUUCAGAAACACUCGAGAUUGCCAAUCAUGAAGCUAUUCGCAUUGUGCUGCCUGCUCAUUCUGGGCCUCCUGGGCUUCCUUGCUGCUCCCGGCGCCGCCUCGCCAUCUCGUCACUCUGGACCAGGAUCCGGACCUGGAUCCGGAAAUCCGUUCAGGUCGCCAGGCCCACAGCAACGACCAUUCUACUACGACGCUCCGGUUCGACAACCGAAGACUAUGUACGCUUAACGUUAAGAAUGAAACAAUAAAAGAUUUGAAACGGCUAAACUAAA